AUGUGUACUGUCUUCCUCCUUAAUGCAGCGUGUGCGUGCGUGUUUGCAACUGUGCGUUAUGAGCAGAUCUCUAAAAACUUCAAGAAUCAGUUCAUGCACCUGACCAACUACAGUGUGAACAAGAAGAGUGGCGAUUAUGUGAGAUGUGAUGACCCUGAAGUAGAGGAUUAUGGGAACAAGUGGAGCAUGAGCGCCAUGUUGCGAUAUUUAAAGGAAGAUGGCAUUGAUACAGCCGCCCUCAUGUCCCAGGUGGAGGAUCUAAUCAUCAAGACCAUUAUUUCUGGGGAACACGCUAUAGCUGCUGCCUGUAACUCCCUUAUUGCACACAGAGGAAACUGCUUUGAGCUGUACGGGUUUGAUGUGCUGAUCGAUAAGAACCUGAAGCCAUGGCUGCUGGAAGUGAAUCUGUCACCAUCACUAGCAUGUGAUUCUCCUCUGGACCUCAAAGUUAAGGCCAGUGUCAUAUCUGACAUGCUAUCUUUAGUUGGGGUGGAGUGUCACGACCCACAGAGAUUCCGCCGGGGAGGCAGUGCACCAGUUGAGCGCAACAAACGCACGCAGAAAAAUACACGACAGCGCCUGCUAUCCGCAAGUGAUGUGAACACUGCACUGCAGGCAGGAAACAGGAUCAUCGUGAAGCGCACAAGCUGCACACUGGGAUUGUCCAUAGAGGAGAUGAAGGUGCUGCAUCGGAUCCAGGAUGAGGCUGAGAGGAGAGGGGGUUUUGUUCGCAUCUUUCCCCGCAAGGACACUUGGCAGCUGUAUGGAUCUUUUCUGGAAUAUAAAACGUCCCUGAAUUGUAUGUUGGCAAAACAUCUCUUCUUGGACAGGCCACAGAUGACCGGGAGCUGUGAAAGACUUUAUGAGGACCUCACCAAGCCGAAUGUGGCACAGUAUGAGCGAAAGCUUGUGUCCUUGCAUGUGCGCAGGUCUAGGCAGCGCAAGUUAGCGAGCAAGACAGCCACAGGUUCCCCCUAUGACAAAGAGUGUAAGCAGAAGGACAACGGCGAAGAGGAGGAAGAGGAGAUGGCAAAGGACGAUGAGCCUGAUGUGGUGCCAGAGCCACUUACACCAGCAACAGACUGUUCUACAGAUGCUGUUUUCAAGCCUUCCCAUAAUCUGCUGGCAGCCUUACAGAAGGAUGCUAACUUGAGUAAGGUACAGGCACGCUUGGCUUUCUCCUCCUACCUCCAGCGAGUGCAAAGCCGGCUUCAGAGUGUAUUAGACCCCAGCAGACUGAGACCAAAUGAAGAGGAGCAGAUGGAAUUAGUGAUAAGAUUUCUGAGGCGCGCAGCUGGGAAUUUGCAGCGCACUCUCCACGUGAAUCAUCCCUGCACCACUAUCCCAGUCAUAGAGAGGCGCCGCCUGCUUGCCAAACAGCUGAGAGAGUUUAUUCACUUGUACAAUGAGGAGACUCAGCAUUUAAUGAGCUGUGAGGAGGCAGCUGAUAGUAAAGUUCAGACGAUUAAUCAUAAGGAUUUUCAGGCAUUUAUUGCUGAAGCCAAUGAGUGCGACUUGGAGGAGAUCCUCACCGUUUACACUCAGAAGAAUAAAUCAGCAAGUGUAUUUUUGGGGACACAGAACAGUGCAAGCCUUAGAGCGACAAAAGAGAGGCAAGGAGGUGCUAGAGAUUGCAAAACGCAGAUGGACGGCGUGGCUUUGUGCUCAGAUGCUCAGCAGCGGUUGGUUGGACAAGCACACGGUCCUGAGAUCCCCAAGGCUUCCUGUGUCUCGCAGCCCUCUAGUUCUGCAGUCACCGUCAUACCUGAACAUUGUGCCCCAAGAGCUGACUCUUCAAAACCGUUUGCCAAUGGUCACUCUAUUGGGAGAUAUCUGCAGCCCACCUCAUGUACAGGACUGACUACAGAAUCCGCAGGAUCCUCUUUAUCUGAUCCGCGAUCUCAUUCAAACAGCCUUGGAACUUUUUCUUCUUUCCAGAGUGCGGCACAGAUCUACAGUCAGCGACUGAGCCAUCCUAGCUCGACCCGUUCAGCGGGCUCUCGGCACAGUGUGUUGCGCACUCGCUGUCACUCAGCGCAUGCAGGGAAGGAGCCAGAGAAUCCGUAUAAUGAGCGGGAAGUGACUGCCUCCCUGCAACGUCUAGCGGAGAGACAGUCUAUUCAGCAGCAGUCCGGUCAUUUGAAGACGAUCACGCAGCAGGUGUUCUUUGUCUGUCUUCCUUGCUUUCUAGUUCCCUUGUAA
This is a messenger RNA of Bombina bombina (fire-bellied toad), 2202 nucleotides long. It is a transcript of the gene TTLL5, whose product is annotated as tubulin tyrosine ligase like 5. Gene Ontology annotation, biological process: microtubule cytoskeleton organization; protein polyglutamylation. Lineage: Eukaryota; Metazoa; Chordata; Amphibia; Anura; Bombinatoridae. The transcript is spliced from 19 exons. The record is from RefSeq and is a predicted model, not a curated record. Gene Ontology annotation, cellular component: cilium. The coding region runs from base 1 to 2202 and encodes 733 amino acids. Gene Ontology annotation, molecular function: tubulin binding; tubulin-glutamic acid ligase activity.